AUGGCUAUCUGCAACUUUAAGACUAGCCACUCCAAUUUGUUGCUUCUCUGUUUCUUCAUAAUUAGUUUCUUCUUCUUCUACACCAGCUCAUUCACAACUGCUUUAUCCUUCAAUUUCAACAGUUUCAGUCCCAGUGACAAUAGAAUCAUAUAUGAGGGAGAUUCCGCAGUAAAUUACCAAGCCAUUCAACUAACAGCAAAUCAAACUGAUAAGCCUUUGGCAGGAAGUAUUGGUCGAGCCACUUAUCACGCGCCCUUGUGGCUUUGGGACAAGAGGACGGGUAUAGUAACAGACUUCAACACCCACUUCUCAUUUGUCAUUAACUCUCUAAAUAAUGCUGCAUAUGGAGAUGGCAUGGCUUUCUUUAUGGCACCUCAAGGUUCGAAAAUUCCUGCCCGACUGAAGCACGGCAGCACUCUUGGCCUAACAAGUGAUGGAGAGGAAUUGAACUCUACAAGCAAUCCAUUCGUGGCGAUAGAAUUCGACAUAUUUAGAGACAAUUGGGAUCCACCCAACGACCAUGUUGGCAUUGAUGCCAACUCAAUGAAGUCGGUCAAAAAUGAGAAAUGGUGGAGUGAUAUUAGGAAGGGGAAACUAAAUGAUGCGUGGAUAUCAUAUAAUUCUAGCACAAAAACUUUGAGUGUUGUGUUCACCGGAAUUGUAGAUAACCUGCCAGUGGAACAAUCCUUUGAUUAUGCACUGGAUUUGAGAUUGUACUUACCCGAGUGGGUAAUUUUUGGCUUCACCGGGGCCACAGGAAAUGCAACUGCUAUCCACACCAUCUGUUCCUGGGAUUUCACUUCUACACUGGAAGAUGAUAAAAUGCAACAUUGGACGGUUGAUGUUUGUUUGGGGUAUGGGCUAGUUGUACUUUUAUUUAUAUUAAUUGGGAUUAUUGGCUUGCAUGAGGGGAAUAGCAAAGUGAAAGAAGAUGAAUCCUUCACUGCACAAUUGACAGAACAAGAAUUUGAAACCGCAACAGGGGCAAAGAUGAUGUCAUAUGGCGAAUUGGAUAGCGCAACCAAUAACUUUGAUGAGAAAAAUAAGCUGGGGGAGGGAGGAUUUAGUGCAGUUUAUAAGGGGUUUUUGAUGUUUAAUUAUAUUGCUGUUAAGAAAUUCAAAAGGGUGUCCAUCCAUGGGUUAAAGUACUAUGCAUCAGAAGUUAUGAUCACUGGCAAGCUGAAGCAUGAAAACUUGAUUAAACUGAUAGGUUGGUGCUAUGAGAAGGAACAACUUCUACUCGUUUUCGAGUACAUGCCAAAUCUGAGUCUAGAUUACCAUCUUUUUAAAGGAACAACGUUGCUGAAAUGGGUGGAAAGGUAUAAAAUUGCAUUAGGCUUGGCCUCUGCUUUGCAUUACAUGCACCAAGGAUGUGAACGAUGUGUGCUACAUCGGGACAUAAAAUCCAGUAAUGUGUUGCUAGAUUCAAAUUUCAAUGCGAAGCUUGCAGAUUUCGGGUUAGCUCGCCUUGUGAAUCAUGAUGCCAAGUCUCAAACACUCGAAGGUUGGACUAAUGGAUACGAGGCUCCUGAAUGUCACCAAACAGGAAAGUCGAGCAAAAUGUCUGACGUCUACAGUUUUGGUGUCGUUGCCUUGGAGAUUGCAUGUGGAAGAAGAGCAUUCGUGCAAAUGGACGAUGGAAACCAUGUACGCUUAGUGAAGUGGGUGUGGGAUCACUGUGAAAGAGGCGACCUUCUUGAUGCAGCUGACCGAAGAUUAUGCGGAAAUUUUGAUGAGAAUCAAAUGACGCGUUUAAUGAUGGUGGGACUGUGGUGCGCACAUCCUGGCUUUUCUCAUCGUCCUUCGGCAGGAGAAGCCUUGGAAGUGCUCAAGUUCAAUGAUUUACCACCUAACCUUCCAUCAAAAUUUCCAGAGGCAAGAUAUGCUCCUGCUUCUGCAGGACCAUCAUUUUCAUCCUUACUUUCCAACGUUCCUACGAAUUUCUCAACAGCUAAAUCCCUUCUAUAAUUUCAUCGAAAUAAGAUGGCUUCACCUUCAACCGUUUCUCCAAUUCUACAUGGGAUCAGGAC
Messenger RNA from Hevea brasiliensis (rubber tree), 2030 nucleotides. RefSeq names its product L-type lectin-domain containing receptor kinase IX.1-like. Gene Ontology annotation, cellular component: plasma membrane. Lineage: Eukaryota; Viridiplantae; Streptophyta; Magnoliopsida; Malpighiales; Euphorbiaceae. Gene Ontology annotation, molecular function: carbohydrate binding; ATP binding; protein kinase activity. The record is from RefSeq and is a predicted model, not a curated record. Gene Ontology annotation, biological process: protein phosphorylation. The coding region runs from base 1 to 1968 and encodes 655 amino acids. The transcript has a single exon.